This is a messenger RNA of Clunio marinus, 207 nucleotides long. The record is from the annotation of a GenBank genome assembly. NCBI's taxonomy places the organism in Eukaryota, Metazoa, Arthropoda, Insecta, Diptera, Chironomidae.
AUGGAGAAAAUAAAAGGGAGAAAUGUUAAUCCAGAUCAAUGUACGAUAAGCAGGAUCGCUUGUAUGUACAUUUCAUUAAAAUUUAGUGUACUAAGCAGUGAUGUGAGUGUUUCAUUGCGUGUUAUUGUGAAAAAUUCAAAGCAUUUAACUAGAUUUAGACAAAAAAUGAGAGGAACACCCAGUAGCGCCGUGGUCAAUGGUGAAUAA